Messenger RNA from Syngnathus acus (greater pipefish), 2738 nucleotides. RefSeq names its product zinc finger protein 384 b (gene znf384b). Gene Ontology annotation, molecular function: RNA polymerase II cis-regulatory region sequence-specific DNA binding; DNA-binding transcription factor activity, RNA polymerase II-specific. The transcript has 10 exons. Lineage: Eukaryota; Metazoa; Chordata; Actinopteri; Syngnathiformes; Syngnathidae. Bases 221 to 1951 code for a protein of 576 amino acids. The record is from RefSeq and is a predicted model, not a curated record. Gene Ontology annotation, biological process: regulation of transcription by RNA polymerase II.
CAUACUUUAAUUUUAAGUUAUAUCAAGAAGCCCAUAAUAUAUCAAGCUCAUCCAACAUAUGGAGCUCAUCCAAGCUGACUCUGGGCAGUCGGUAGCAAUCACCACACAGGAACAUCGGAGCCGGAAUCGAAUCCACAACGUUCGCACUGUGAGAAGUGCUGACCACCAUGGCCUGUAAGAUGCGUUGCGUUAAUUCACCCCUUUCCACACCUAAAGAAUAAUGGAGGAUUCUCAUUUUAACUCCUCCUAUUUCUGGUCCCCCAUUCCCACUAUGCCGGGACAGCUGGAGAAUGCCGUGUUCCUGAACAAAGUGAAAGAGCAGCAGGAAAAGAGCGCCUCCUUCCCGCCGCACUCGGCGCCCCACUAUCAAACGACGUUGCUCGGCAUCCCGACGCCGGGGGGCAAGACGGCGGAUGGUGGCGGGCAGCCUGCUGGCGCCGCCCAUCUGCACCCGCCGCACAGCAGCCAGAAUAUCACCGUGCUGCCAGUCCCCUCCACGGGCAUCAUGACGGCAGCGGGACUGGUCAUCACAACUCCCCAAGGAACCUUGGUGUCUCCCACAUCCUCGCCGUCCUUUGUGUCCGCACACCCUACCACCACCAUGAUCGUCUCCGCCGUUCAUUCUCAGGACAAAAAAGAUGACUGCACGUCCCACGUGGUGGUGGUGCCGGCGCCAUCUAAGCGAGGCCGCAAGAAGAAGAGCAUGGCGGAAUCGGGCAGCGAAACCGUCAUACUGGCUCAGCUCAGCGCCGGCGGACAGGUGACAGCUUUGCAUCAUCACACCCGAGAUCCAUACGAUUUGUCCAACGAGGACGGGGACCCUGGGCUGAAAGACAGCACCAAGACUUACAGGUGCCGGAUGUGCGCAGCAACCUUCUUCAGUAAGUCUGACAUGCAGCUCCACUCCAAGUCGCACACAGAGGCCAAACCUCACAAGUGUCCACACUGCGCCAAGUCGUUCGCCAACUCCAGCUACCUGGCGCAGCACAUCCGCAUCCACAGCGGGGCCAAGCCUUACACCUGCUCCUACUGCCAGAAAUCGUUCAGGCAGCUCAGUCACUUACAGCAGCACACACGUAACCACACGGAGUCAAAGCCUCACAAGUGUCCACAUUGCACCAAGUCGUUUGCCAACUCCAGCUACCUGGCCCAGCACAUCCGCAUCCACACGGGCGUUAAGCCUUACACAUGCUCCUACUGUGAGAAGUCAUUCAGACAGCUCAGUCACCUUCAGCAGCACAACAGGAUUCAUACUGGAGAUCGGCCAUACAAGUGUACGAAUCCUGGAUGUGAGAAAUCCUUUACGCAGCUCUCCAAUCUACAGUCCCAUCGACGUCAGCACAACAAAGACAAACCUUACAAGUGCCCCAACUGCAACAAAGGCUACGUGGACGCUGCCAGCCUGGAGGUGCACAUGUCCAAACACACGGUCAAGCACGCCCGAAUCUACUCGUGCGGCCUUUGCAACCGCACGUACACCUCAGUAAGACCCAUAUGCAUUUGUGAAGAGAAUUCCCAGUGGUCUCGGUGGCCCCACACGCCUGCCGGCUACGUUACUCCGUGUAGUCAUGUGUCCGCUGUCUCCCCUCUACCUUCACCCCAGGAGACGUAUCUUGUGAAACACAUGGAGAAACACGGCCAAGAGCAGUUGAACGCCUCCGACGGCGUGGCGGCGGCACAGCACAGCCAAGGCCAGGCGGCUCGCGCUCAGCCCAGAGCUCGUAGCCGGGCCGAAGGCUCGGAAGGCGUGGAGGGCAGAGCCGGGCGCGGUCAAGGCGGCUAUGGCCAGCCGAACGCCAUUCCCUGUCCUUUUGACCUUCACCAGUACAAGACGGUGUCGACGGGAGAUAUCCAGUACAAACCCAUCGGCGUGUCGGACGUUGUUCCCCACAAGGACCUCUGCCUAACCGUGACGUCUUCCGGCAUUCAAGUGGAGCACCUCAACUCAUAGAGACGCAGGCGGAUGAAAACGCAUCCAAGGACAUCAAAGCAAUACUAAAACAAAACGAGAACAUUUGGAACUGUGCCUGCAAAUGUUUUCUUGUUUCUCUGACGGGUGUGGUUUUUAUUUUGCUGGAGUGUCCUCGUGGAAGAGAAAUGUGAGCCAAUGAAAAGAUUUACAGUCCAUCACAGUGAUGGUUUAAAAAUGAAGCUGGAGGAAGCGAGAGAUUGAGUGCUUGUCUUGUCCUUUUAUCACCUGCUCUUCUGUACAAAUACAGCGGGUGGCUCAUAACCAUGUUAUGCUCUGCAGACUAUUUGGAAUGACUUUUUACAUCAGUGUUAUGAACUUUUACUGCGUGGCAGACUUUGUUAAAGGCACAGAGGUUGUUUACUUUUCAGGAAAGUCAAAAAGAAUUGUAUUUGUAGAUACAUUGUGUACUACUCUCUGAUAACGUGUAUCGUGUGGAUAAGUAUGUAUAAUGUACACUCCAAUGCAGGCUCUUGCUCGCAUUGUAAUGCCAUCAUUCUGCUCUGUGUAUGUCGAUUGGUGUGUCUUGCUAUGAAAUAUGCUCAGCAUAAUGUUUGCUGAGUGAGGGACGCACUUGCACAUCUGACUUUUUAAGAGAGGAUAUUGAACAAUAAACACCUUUAUCACUGAUUUGUUUAUGGACAUUCAUCACAUUCGGUUGUAUUCAAUGUGUCUGAAAUCUACUUUGAUUUAAAAAAACAUUGUAAAAAAAACCUCGAAAUGGUAAUUUUUAUUUGUGUAAAUAUUAAUAAAUGUUUUGGAACAUUUA